Molecule: messenger RNA, 2721 nt
Organism: Carica papaya (papaya)
Lineage: Eukaryota; Viridiplantae; Streptophyta; Magnoliopsida; Brassicales; Caricaceae
Gene: AIL5
Product: AINTEGUMENTA-like 5
Biological process (GO): regulation of DNA-templated transcription
Molecular function (GO): DNA-binding transcription factor activity; DNA binding
Source: RefSeq, a predicted model, not a curated record
CAUCCGAUGGGAUCAGUUGUAAUGAUUCUUUUCCUUUUUGUUUCACACCCAAUCCUAAUUUCCCUCUCUCGCCUUCCUGUUUCCCCAUCCACACACACACACUGUCCCAAACGACACCGUUUCCUGACUCUCUCUCCCUCUCCCUCUCUUUCUUAUCAUCUUCUUUCUUGAUCAUGCUCUGGUCAAAACAAAGAACACAGAGAGAGGGAAGGUGACCGCCACAGUCAUCCCAUAAAAAGCUUCCACCUGCUAUUUGCUCUCUGUCUCCCUCUUGCUAUUUUUCGUUUAUUUUAAUAUUUCAUUUUAAAAUUAUAUUUUUUUGUGUGAAAGUUAUUAAAUAUUUUCUUACACUCUGAGAAAAAAGAACCUCGAUGCUUGUGCGCUCUCUCUCUCUCUCCCUCUAUCUUUCUUCUCUGUCUUCUUAACAUUCAUCUCUUCCUUCUUCCACCUCUAUAUCUGUGUCGUCCUACUCUUCCUCUUCCCCCCCCCCCCCCCCCUUCCUCUCUCUUCUUCUCUCUUUCUCUCCCCAUGGUUUUUUAAAUUUAAACCCCCUUUUCUUCACGCACUCAUACAUUAACACACGCUCUCUCUGUGAAUUAAGUGUAACUAUUAUAACCAGCACACAGAAAAAAAAGAACAAUCAGUUUCUCUCUUCUCUAAAACUACUAGUUCUCAUACUGUUUCCUAAGAAAAUUAAAACACAAACCCCAAGUGUGUGUUUUCUUCUUUCAAUCUCGUUCACGCUCGCCCAUGAGGAUGAAUAUCAAUCCCACCACCUGCAACAUGGAUUCUUCAUCUCCCCAUAACUGGCUUGCUUUCUCUCUUUCCAACAACCACAUCAACUUACCUUCUUCUUCCUCUACUUCUGCUGAUCAUGAUUCCUCUCAGCUUUGUCUCUUUGAAGCUUUCACAACUGCCAACACCAACCCAGGUAACGUUCUUGAUGGUCAAGUGCAAGAAGACGACGCCGUUACUGCCGGUGCAACUGACCUCUCCAUCUUCACCGCCGGCCCGAAGCUUGAGGACUUUCUCGGCGGUUCUGCUACGGCGACAACUGGCCCAACACCUCCACAGCUGGGUCACUUCUCUACUGAAACUUCCAACACCGUCACCGUAUCUGACACUGAGAUUUAUGAGUCUGAGCUCAAAACGAUAGCCGCUAGCUUCCUCCGCGGCUUCUCCUCUUCUGAUCAUCAACAAACUGAUCAUACCCAGAAGCAACACCAACUUCUGCAACACCAGCAGCAGCUGGUGCAUGCAGAGCCUGCUCCUAAGAAGGCUGUCGAUACCUUUGGCCAACGCACUUCUAUUUACAGAGGCGUCACAAGACAUAGAUGGACUGGUAGAUACGAAGCUCAUUUGUGGGAUAAUAGCUGUAGAAGAGAAGGCCAGAGUAGAAAAGGAAGGCAAGUUUAUUUGGGGGGUUAUGAUAAGGAAGAAAAAGCAGCAAGAGCUUAUGAUCUUGCCGCUCUGAAGUACUGGGGUCCGACCACUACUACAAAUUUUCCGAUUUCUAACUAUGAGAAGGAACUGGAAGAGAUGAAGAACAUGACAAGGCAAGAGUUUGUCGCUUCACUUCGCAGGAAAAGUAGUGGAUUUUCUAGAGGUGCCUCCAUUUACAGAGGUGUUACCAGGCAUCAUCAACAUGGUAGGUGGCAAGCAAGAAUUGGAAGAGUUGCAGGCAACAAAGAUCUUUAUCUUGGCACCUUCAGCACCCAAGAAGAGGCAGCCGAAGCAUACGACAUCGCUGCAAUAAAAUUCAGAGGCUUAAACGCAGUGACCAACUUCGACAUGAGCCGCUACGACAUAAAAAGUAUAGCAAACAGCAACCUCCCCAUCGGGGGUAUCUCAAACAAAUCCAAGAACUCAUCGGACUCCGCCUCCGACACCAAGAGCCUCGACGCUGGCAGCCGCUCCGACGACCGAGAUCUCUCCUCUGCAUCAUCCGUCGCAUUCGCCUCUCACCCUCAUCCCACCUCUGCUACUUCCGGCAGCAACCUAAGCUUCGCAAUACCCAUCAAACAAGACCCCACCGAUUACUGGUCCAACAUUCUCGGCUACAAGAACCAACCUCCUACAACCUUGUUUCAGUCAUCUGCAAAUUUUCAAACAGCUUCAGCUAGUAAUUUUAUUGAUCAUUAUAACGAGACCAACAAUGGGUUGUACGUUAGCGGGGGGUACAAUGCUGUUCAGCAGCAACAAAACGGUGGCGUUUUUGGUGCUCAUCAUCAUUCUACUCCUCCCUCUUCAUCUUCAAUCCCCUUUGCUACCCCGAUUACCCUAAACGGUGGGGUAAACAGUUCUUACGAAGGGUCUUCUGGGUAUGGUAGCUGGAACAAUAUUGCACCUUCUUUGCACUCUUUUCAAACUGUCAAGUCCAAUCUUUCAGUGUUUCAGACACCCAUCUUUGGGAUGGAAUGAAAGAUGGUGACGAGGAGAAGGGGAAAUUAUUAAUGUGGGUUGCCAUUGUUGUGAAAGAGAAGGACGGGGGGUGUUGUAUAAUCUGGAUGCGCAAAGUGGGUAGUGGUAAGCGAAGUGGGAGAUUGGUGGCAGGUCAAUUUUUCAGUUUGAGUAGAGUGAGGUGACGAGACUGACAGAGCAUUUUCACAGGAGCUGACUGUACGACUAACUUACUGAAGUUCUUUGGUUAUGGUGUUUUGUUUUUUUUUUUCGUUUGCUUUUUAACUGACAAUUUUUAAAUGGGUAUAAUGAAAAAGAAAU